UCGGUCUCGUCACACGGUAGCAGUCCUUCGCAAAACAAAGCCACAGCUGCCGCUGAGGCAACACAAUCCACGCCGCCUCCCCCCCCUUCUUCUUUCUUAACUCUCUCUUUUCUCCUUUGCAGGUAACUUUAACCCAUUCUCAUUCUCCGUUUUCAUUUCGCCGUAGUUUCCACUUCCGGCUUUGAUUUACUCGGACCACAGCUCAUCGUCUAGGGUUUCGCACGGAUUUCUCAUAGAUCUCGUUCUUCUGUUAUUCUAUUUCCGCUCUUGUCUGAUUUAAUUUUGGACUAGAUGGCAGCAAGAUUGAAGCAAUUGCAGUCCAAGGCAAGCCAAGCUACACAAUUUGUGUCCAAGCACGGUUGUGCUUACUACAAGCAGUUGGUGGAAGAGAACAAGCAGUACAUUCAGCAACCACCUACUGUGGAGAAGUGCAAUGAGUUGUCCAAGCAACUGUUCUACACUCGUCUUGCCAGUAUCCCUAGUCGCUAUGAAUCUUUCUGGAAGGAAGUUGAUUACGUCAAGCAUUUGUGGAAGAACAGGCACGAGUUGAAGGUUGAGGAUGCUGGCAUCGCUGCUUUGUUUGGCAUUGAAUGCUUUGCGUGGUUUUGUGCUGGUGAGAUUGUGGGAAGGGGUUUUACAUUCACUGGCUACUAUGUUUGAAAACCAGCAGAGGGGUAUAACAUUAAUCCAGGAAGCUGACUCUAUGAGCCCUUUGUCAUAAUUAAGUUUGAAUUGAGCCACCAUCGUUUUACAUGCAAGAUUUUUGUUUCCUGCAAAAAGUUUUGAAGCUGAGAAAUCAGUGGUCAAAUUUAUUGCCUCAAUAAUCUGUGAAUUUGAUAUUUUAGUUCCUUCUCCAGUUUGAAUGGAUAGAGUAGUGAAAUUUGUAAUAGAGUUUUUGGUUGGAAGGUACUCCUACUCGUGAUCGUGAUGGAUGUUGUUUUGACCAAAACUAAUGCUGCUCAGUUAUCAAUUAGGCAUGCACGGUGCCAAGGUCAUG
Messenger RNA from Coffea arabica (coffee), 997 nucleotides. RefSeq lists its product as uncharacterized. Gene Ontology annotation, biological process: proton motive force-driven ATP synthesis. NCBI's taxonomy places the organism in Eukaryota, Viridiplantae, Streptophyta, Magnoliopsida, Gentianales, Rubiaceae. The record is from RefSeq and is a predicted model, not a curated record. Gene Ontology annotation, molecular function: proton transmembrane transporter activity.